AUGUCGGAAUCACUGCCCCAGGAUGCCGAACAUGACCCGCUGAUUACGUCCUUUUCCAACCAUGCGGACGCUCCGAAAUGGUCGCUGGGCCCAUCUCCUGAAUCGAGCAGCCGAAAAUGCGAGCGGUUCGAGACGGGAAAGGAGCCCGCGCCGGGCCCUGCGUGUUACUCUCCGCGGGUGCCGCCACGCAAAGCCAAACCCGGCUGGCAAUUUGGCAACUCGGGACGCGACUGGGCGCGCAUCCGCAGAUACUGGCCUGAGAUCCCCGCCAAGUCCAGCACAGCUCCUGGCCAGUAUUCCGCCAAGGAGGACUCCCAGCGGCGCCAGAUCUCGUUCCCCCGGGCGGAGCGCAAGGUUCACGACAUCCCAGACACGCCGGGGCCCGGCCAAUGGUCUGUCGACGCUGGUGUGGGGAGGACCUACCAUCCGCAGUACUCCAUGGCCCGCCGGCAGGAGCCCUUCUGUGAAGUUGAGGCUGCCCCGUCUCCGUGGUCUACAGGCAGCACUUCCUCCACUGGGCAGACAUGGGCCGCGCCUUCACCGACAUUCGGGGGGAGGCGAUCGAAGACACCGACCGUGCCAAGGUCACCCAGCGUGAGAAGGUCUCCGUUUCCGGAGCCGCCGUCUCCUGGCCCUGGCGACUACGAUGUGCGGGGCAACCUCGGGAAGGCGCCCGCCUUCUCCGUGGAACAGCGGAGGAGAUCCCUUACCGUGGGCCGGCACACGCCAUUCCAUACCUAUCGGCCACCUUUUGAGGCCCGUGGCGGCUCGGGCCCGCAGUGUCCUCCGUACACGCAGUUUGGCAGCCGAUCCGUGACACCCACCUCAACGCCGAGAGCGUGGCGCUAG
Messenger RNA from Symbiodinium natans, 849 nucleotides. The record is from the annotation of a GenBank genome assembly. Lineage: Eukaryota; Dinophyceae; Suessiales; Symbiodiniaceae.